AUGAAGAAACUUGUUCCUAAACAUGAGGAUGAGCCAGACGACCAGAACCGGGAUUCCCAACCCUUGACCUCCAGCCAAGUUCACGCAGCUUUCUCAGACAGCGCCUAUCUGUUAGCGUCCGUCAUCUUUCAGAACAGCCGCCGGGAGAAGCCUGCAGCAACCAGACAGCUGGUGAGGUACGGCCAAGAGAGGGAGCUUCCUCUGCCGCCAGUCAAAGAUGAGAUGCGACGUCCUGCUUUUGAAUUGGCUUUCAAUACACUGAGAUAUCAAGAACUGCUGGAGGAUGUCAUAAUUGACAGUGGCUUUUUUUCCUCACCUCAUAUUCCAGAUGAUCAGAUGAGCCUUUUUGCCGUCAUGCUGUACGACUUCCAAGACAGAAAAUUUAUCCCACAGGACUACAUAAGGGAAGACUUCAUACAGGAAGUCAGAGAUGUAGAGAACUACCUCAUCAGGUGUAAAACAAAGCUGGAAGCCUCACUGGCCAGAUAUAGAAUAAAACAUGACCUCUCAUCCUUUGACUGCAUCCUGCCCGAGAUUGUGAAGGUGAAGCAGGAGCGAGCCAAUAGGCUGCCGCUUUACGCGUGGGUCAACGCACUGACGAGCAGUCUGGAUGAAGUCCAAAGCGCACUGACGAGCUUGGGCCUUUCACGAGUGAAUUCGGUCAGGCAGUUGGAGGGGCAGACCUUCUGCCAGGAUCCCCACUGUGAGGACGUGCUGGUAUUCCCCGCCCGGAUGAAAGCAAAACUGGAUGGCACCGAGCUGCUUAGCGAGCGCAAGCUCAUCGUGCAGGAUAAGUCUUGCAGCCUAGCCCCAAAUGUCGCCAUCUCCCUGCUACCAGAAGAAGCGGACGUCCUCUUAGUGGGCAGUUUCUCCGGCCUCACCGUCUCCCACGCAGCCUCGCUCAUUCACCAGAAACAGAAAACUGAUAAGAACAAGUCCAGAGUCCUCGCAUGUGUCGGCGGUCUUACAGAUUUCCAGAGGGAAGCCGUGCAACAAGUGGUCGUCCAAAUGGGCUGCAAAAAGGUAAAACUGAUAUACGAGGUCUUCCGGUCCCUCACCAGCGGUGACAAGCGUCUAGCAAAAGUGCGUCUUAUCUUGUUGACGCCCAACUGUUCCUUGUCUGCAGUCAGCAAUCCUCUUCAAUUUCUGCUUCAUGAAAACAGAGACGCCGCCUUGCUGCAAGACUUGUCCCAGGGCUCCGUGGCCCAGAGCAAGCUGGAGGCUCUGAUAGCACAACAAAGGGAAGAUAUCGAUCACGCGUUAAAAUUUCCCCAAACUUUGGCAGUGGUUUACGCUACUUGCUCGUCACACCCGGAGGAGAACGAGCAGGUCGUGACCGGAGCCGUCGAGCGGGCCCGAGCGACGUCGCAGCAGGAAUGGCGGCUAAGAAAAAACGAGCUGAGACAAAGCCAAUCACAUACUUCCUCUGAAAGACGAGAAGAAAACUUCUUCAGAGUGGAACCCUCUGAUCUGAGUAACGGUUGCUUUCUGGCUGUUCUCAGUCGGGAGGUGAACAUAAAGCCCAAGCACUCAAUGGAAGAAGCGUCGCCGACUGCCCAGGCCAGGUUGCACACCGGCAGCAAAACUAAGGUCGUCAGGUCCAAGCAGCCAAUCAGGAAGAAGAAACGCAGACAAACCGUCAAGUCAUCAAAAGCCGAUUUCGCUCAUCCGACUGAGCAACAAAUCUCGGACAAAAAGCGAUCCAUACCGCAUGGUACACCACCCAAAUUUUAUGUCCAGGCACCAAAGCAUUCUGUUGGCGCCUCUCCUGGCAACCAAGAAAAUGGCAGCUUCGUCCCUUCAAAACCAGGAAAGAAUCAAAAAGCCAACACGGUCCCAAUUUUCUCCACCCCGACUUCCACACUCACUCUGCGUCCAACGCCGGCCCCCGCAACCCUCGCGAUCCGUCCCCGGAUGGUCCAUCAGUUGGCGCUUAAACCUGCUGUUAUCAUCAUGCCGCCUCAGUUGUUUCCUCCGCCGCCACGUCCUCAUCCUCGACUCCUCACAUGGAGGACCCCGGCGCCGUCUUUCCCCUCCUCUGGAACUGUGGCAGCUUUCUCCAAGGACACGCCGCUCAAACAUAAACUCAAGUUUUAUGUCUGAUUCUGAUUAGUGUUGCAUCGAUACUAUAUACACCAAUAUCUAUAGAGCCUACCCACGUACCACGUGCUCGCUGUAUGGUUCCGCCCACUUGUCCGUCAUUUUGACUCUGUAUUAGCAUUGUUUUCAAUUGAUGGCGGAAUUUAAAAUGCAUUUCAUGGAAGACCCGGUGCUUUCUUAAGCCGCAAACUCACUGGAUCUGUUGCAUAAAAGGCGUUAUGAGGAAAAGCUUCGUUCUAUACAGUCACCAGAUCCAUAUUUGAUGCCCAAAUCGAUGUUUUUCGACCCACUGUCUUCGCCCUGUCUGCCUGACAUCUGCUACGCUGAUAUUUACAAUUAUCUUGUCCACACAAAAUCAGCCUAUUCCCACGAAAAUUUGAAAAACUUCAAGAGCUUGGAGGCUUAUAAUACUUCGUUGCUGGUUGGGUGAAACAGGUCCUCGUUCGGCAGGAAUCUAUCUUGUGCUUGGAAAGGUGAGUUAGGAAAUUUUCAAUUCAAAAUCUUUUGUUAUUGCUAACAUCCACUGUCAAGUCUAAUGUAUUUCAUGUCGUUUGUCAAUGGAGUUAAGGCUUUUAAUGUUUAUAUGGUUUAGCGAUAGCACUCUCACGACAUACAUACGUGUAUGUUGUCGGCGAUUAGCCUAGCAAUGAUCUUAAUUGUGGUUAUUUGUCAGCCCCGUAGACGAGGCCAGUUUCUUUCACUUGGUACCAGCUAAAUAUUAUUCAAAAAAUAACGAUGGUGGAAGAAAGGGAAGUCACAAACAUCUUGAAUUUGAAACUAUGUCGUACUACGUCGUAUGUUGUCGGCGAUUAGCCUAGCAAUGAUCUUAAUUGUGGUUGUCAGGCCAAAACCCUCUAAAUAUAUAUUAAAUGCAUCUUACCGGAUAUAAAAUGACUACUACAUAGUCUGUGGUGAUUUUUUUGGUGUCCAGUUUUCACGUCGAAUUGCAGCCGUCCAUUUCGCUCUCCUCUUUGGAUCCCUCGGAAUACGGUAAAACUCUCGGUAAAAGUCUCUCCUUCCAUCUUCUCUGUUAGUGCAACCAACAGCCACACACGCCUUCACCAUUUUGAUUAUUAAUGUUAAGGAGCAGAAAAACACGCCGUAAAUAGAAAUGUACAUAGCCGUAACAGGUUAACACUAUGUUUUGACGGACAAGUGGGCGGAACCAUACAGCGAGCACGUGGUACGUGGGUAGGCUCUAUUGGCCUGGGAACCUCUGGGUACCUCACGAUACAUUUUCAUCCUUCUGCUGAUAGUUUAUCACUAAUUGAUGUCCAAUCUGUCCAAUCCGUUUGAAAUGGGACAGAUGGCAGCGAAUGAAAGAAUGUUCACCUGCUGCCAUCCCUCCCUUUCAAAUGGAUUGGACGUCUAUGGCUGUCCAAGGCAGUCAAUGCCAGGCAAGUUGUUCAUUUUGGGGCAGGUCACUUCCUGUUGAUGUUGGGUUACUGUGGCAUUUCAAAUCACUUCCUGUUAAGUUGUAGUCUCUUCCCUUUCCCUUUGGAGCAUUUAUGGGUCACUUCCUGUUGAUUUUGGGGCAUUUACGGGUCACUUCCUGUUGAUUUUCGGUCACUUCCUUUUCCUUUUGGGGCAUUUCCGGGUCACUUCCUGUUGAUUUUGGGGCAUUUACUGGUCACACCCUGUUGUUUUUUUUUGGGCACUUACAGGUCACUUCCUGUUGGUUUUGAGUAGGGCUGUCAAAAUUAUCGCGUUAACGGGGGGUAAUUAUUUUUUUUAAAUUAAUCACGUUAAAAUUAGGGCUGUCAAACGAUUACAAAUUUUUAAUCGAGUUAAUCACAGCUUAAAAAUUAAUUAAUCGUAAUUAAUCGCAAUUCAAACCAUCUCUAAAAUAUGCCAUAUUUUUCUGUAAAUUAUUGUUGGAAUGGAAAGAUAAGACACAAGAUGGAUAUACACAUUCAAGAUACGAUACAUAAGUACUGUAUUUGUUUAUUAUAACAAUAAAUCAACAAGAUGGCAUUAAGAUUAUCAACAUUCUGUUAAA
This is a messenger RNA of Corythoichthys intestinalis (scribbled pipefish), 4099 nucleotides long. Its product is annotated as putative methyltransferase NSUN7. The coding region runs from base 1 to 2103 and encodes 700 amino acids. Gene Ontology annotation, molecular function: methyltransferase activity. The transcript is spliced from 12 exons. NCBI's taxonomy places the organism in Eukaryota, Metazoa, Chordata, Actinopteri, Syngnathiformes, Syngnathidae. The record is from RefSeq and is a predicted model, not a curated record.